Molecule: messenger RNA, 348 nt
Organism: Morchella importuna
Lineage: Eukaryota; Fungi; Ascomycota; Pezizomycetes; Pezizales; Morchellaceae
Exons: 5
Coding region: 1-348 (115 amino acids)
Source: RefSeq, a predicted model, not a curated record
AUGUGGAGAGAAGUAUCGAUGGGGGGGGAUUUCAGAAAAACACACACCGACAGACUGCCCAAUUAUCACUCCAAGAUGUUCAAACCUUCUCGGUCUCUCUCUCGGCCCUGUGCAGCCCGCGCCCGCGGCUAUCUCGGAACCUUUUCUUUCCCUCAAAGCAGCCGAGGCAAGCACGUGCACCGCCCACUGGAAGUGCAUGAGGCAGCAGUGGUUUGGUGCGCUGUAAAGGGUAUCGGGGCCGGGAGUAAUCACUCGACAUCUAGAGUGGAGUUUCUGCACUUUUCGCUGAUCAUGUGUCCUAUUCCGGGAAACGUUAUUGAUCUUUUAAAGAUCUUUACCUUAAAGUAG